Molecule: messenger RNA, 1155 nt
Organism: Prosopis cineraria
Lineage: Eukaryota; Viridiplantae; Streptophyta; Magnoliopsida; Fabales; Fabaceae
Exons: 1
Coding region: 109-585 (158 amino acids)
Source: RefSeq, a predicted model, not a curated record
CCUUGGCCGCCUAAUGUAUAUGUAGAUUAUGGAAACGUCCGCUGAGAGUUGAUCGGAAAUAGAAAGAAAGAAAGAAAGUUGCUCUGAGAACUUCGGAUCAAUAGUUCAAUGGGCACCAAAGUUCUCCUGUCACAAGCCGGUUGUCCUCAACAUCGCUUUGGCCGUGAAUCCCCCGCACCAACCAUAUCACCAAAAAGCUCUCACCUAAACUGUGGCCGGCGAAUGCGAAGUCCCAUCGCCAAUCAGGCCAAUCAACAUGAUCGAUAUCAUAGUCGCCUCUGCGAUCAAUCUCCGGGCCCGAACUUGGUUAUGGGUCAGGUCAAAAUCCUCAAGCGAGGCGAGAAGUUGAGUUUUGAUAGUGGCUGCUCAGCGUUAGCUGCUUCCGGUGAGAACCAUAACGCAGGGGCCAAGAGCGAGGAAGAUCUCGAUUUGGUGAUAGAAUCGACGGAUCGGCUGGGUCGGGACCCGAAGAUGGCGCAGAACCAUUCGAAGGUUGGCGUCUUUGCUGGAUUUGCUUUUGAUGGUUCUCCGUCUCCAGGAUCGGUUCCGAUCCCACGGUUUCUGGGGAAGAAGCUACGAUGGUGACUUGAUGUUUGUUUGUUCGCAUGGUCUCAACAAGCUUCCUUCCCUGUCGCAUGUCUCAACAAGUUUCCUUUCCCUGUAUUUUUUUCAACAGAGGAUAAGGAUGGCUGUUGAGUGUCAACAAGUAAUCAACUUGUAUAUUAAAUUUCAGGAGAUUGAGAGACUUGAUCUCUCUGUAAAUUUCUUUAGUUUUACGGUACAAUGUGUGAGUGGGUGGAAGCUUAUAGGCUUUUAGGUUCAUAGGAAAGAAGUUUGAUUAGCGGUCUUUAGAUUACUUAUAGGAGUUCGUUUGUUGGAUCUCAUUAUCUUUGGAGUUCAUUUGUUGGAUCUCAUUCUCUUCGGUGUGUGCAUUGUGCUGGUACCAUGUCUAUCUAUUAUCCUUGAUGCAACAGAAGAAUUGGUUACUUAGCUUUUAUUUUAUGUUAUUUGUACCUUAUCACUUGUUGUGUUUUACUUGGGAGUUGGGACUGAUCUGAUUUUGUGGGUGUAAUUUUUUUCCCCUGAAACAGUGGGUGCAAAUUCAUAGCUCUAAUGGAAAAAUGAUGAUAAUGAUUUCUUUCUUCUUUCUGAUCA